Messenger RNA from Pteronotus mesoamericanus, 597 nucleotides. RefSeq names its product HLA class II histocompatibility antigen, DP beta 1 chain-like. Gene Ontology annotation, biological process: antigen processing and presentation; immune response. Lineage: Eukaryota; Metazoa; Chordata; Mammalia; Chiroptera; Mormoopidae. Gene Ontology annotation, cellular component: MHC class II protein complex; membrane. The record is from RefSeq and is a predicted model, not a curated record.
AUGGGGCCUCUCCGGCUCAGCCGGGCCCUGGCCUUUCGCACCCACGGAGCUUCAUGUGGCCAGAGGAGGAGCGGCUGCCGGGAGUCCAAGGGGACACACCGCCUCCUGGAGCAAUACGUUCACAACAGGGACGUGUGCGUCCAGUCUGACAGGGCCGUCGGGGUGUUCGUGUCUGUGACUGAGCUCGGGCGCUCAACUGCCGGAUGGGACCUCCCGAGGGAGCUCCUGGAGCUGAGGGAGAGCGCUGUGGACGCGGUGUGCCGAGGCCACCAGGAGCUGCACAAGGUAUUCUUCUUCCCACUCCUAAUCCGGCCCGAAGUGAAAGUGCUCCCUCCAAGAAGCAAGAAGGGGCCGCCUCGGCGCCCCAACCUGCUCUUCUGCCACGUGACAGAUUUCUCUCCAGGGAACAUUCAAGUCCACUGGCUCCUGAAUGGGCAGAAGAAAAUCGGCAGGGCUCUGUCCACUAACAACAUCCGUAAGGACUGGACCUUCCAGAUCCUGGUGAUGCUGGAACUGAACCCCCAGCAGGGAAACGUCUGCACCUGCCCAGUGGAGCAGACCCGCUUGGACAGACCUGCCUCCAUGGAGUGCAACUGA